UGUACUUUGGGCAGAGAGCAAUCAGGAGUAGCACGGAGAAGAAGAAGAAGAGUGUGUUAGCUGUUAGAGGCUCGAGCGGUGGAGUGGUUGUGUUGUCUCGUUUUUGCCAAGAAGGGAAAUAAAGUUCGACAAGUUCUUCAUCUGCCUCAUCCUUGUUUUGCCGCCAGCAGAGCCUAUGAGCUUGUUACCAGCAAACGAGUCGAAAUAGACACCAGCCUGUUCUGGACUUAUCAAGGUGAAGGUAGGAAGUGUGUGAGAGAUGAUGUGUAUGUGAAUUUAGCAGCAUGGAUCAGUGUGAGGAAGGAGAGGAGGAAGUCCCUCCAUCUGAAACCACCAGAGGUCAGAGAAUUCCUAAAAGACUGAAGCGAACCCAUGACCCAGAACCAGAACCCAGCUGUGUGUCCUUUAAGAGCGACAUGUCAAAGGAUAUUCUUAUUGACUUUAAAUCUUCUGGACCUUCAUCAUCAGAGAGGAUUCCUAAAAGACUGAAGCGAACCCAUGACCCAGAACCAGAACCCAGCUGUGUGUCCUUUAUGAGCGACAUGUCAAAGGAUAUUCUUAUUGACUUUAAAUCUUCUGGACCUUCAUCAUCAGAGAGAAUUCCUAAAAGACUGAAGCGAACCCAUGAUCCAGAACCAGAACCCAGCUGUGUGUCCUUUAAGAGCGACAUGUCAAAGGAUAUUCUUAUUGACUUUAAAUCUUCUGGACCUUCAUCAUCAGAGAGAGUGGACUGGCAGAGCUCAGAGGUUCCCAGUGGUCCAUCUGCCCAGCAGCACCAAACACAGCUGGACUCCGUAUUUAUGCUGCUGGAGGAGAACAUUGUCACUUUUGUGAAGAACGAGCUGAAGAAGAUCCAGAAGGUUCUGAGCCCAGAUGACCCAGAAUGCUCAAAGAGUCAGAGAGAUGAUGAUGAGGUGUUGGAAGGUGAGGAUGAAGAGCAGAGGAGGAGCAGCAGAUUGGCAGUGAUGAAGAUCACACUGAACUUCCUGAGGAAUAUGAAGCAAGAGGAGCUGGCUGACCGUCUGCAGAGCAAACGUCUUUCUGCAAUUUGUCAACAUCAACUUAAAUCUGGUCUGAAGAAGAAGUUCCAGUGUGUGUUUGAGGGCAUUGCUAAAGCAGGAAGUCCAACCCUUCUGAACCAAAUCUACACAGAGCUCUACAUCACAGAGGGAGGGACUGGAGAGGUCAAUGAUGAACAUGAGGUCAGACAGAUUGAAACAACAUCCAGGAAACCACAUGGACCAGAAAUAACAAUCAGGCAAGAAGACAUCUUUAAAAUCCCACCUGGAAGAGAUCAACCAAUCAGAACGGUGAUGACAAAGGGAGUGGCUGGCAUUGGAAAAACAGUCUUAACACAGAAGUUCACUCUGGACUGGGCUGAAGGCAAAGCCCACCAGAACAUCCAUUUCAUAUUUCCAUUCACGUUCAGGGAGCUGAAUGUGCUGAAAGAUAAAAAGUUCAGCUUGGUGGAACUUGUCCAUCACUUUUUUACUGAAACCAAAAAAAUCUGCAGCUUUGAACACUUCCAGGUUCUCUUCAUAUUUGAUGGUCUGGAUGAGAGUCGACUUCCACUGGACUUCCACAACAAGGAGAUCCUGACUGAUGCUACAGAGUCCAGCUCAGUGGAUGUUCUGCUGACAAACCUCAUCAGGGGCAAACUGCUUCCCUCUGCUCUCCUCUGGAUAACCACACGACCUGCAGCAGCCAAUCAGAUCCCUCCUCAGUGUGUUGGUAUGGUGACGGAGGUCAGAGGGUUCACUGACCCACAGAAGGAGGAGUACUUCAGGAAGAGAUUCAGAGAUGAGCAGCAGGCCAGCAGGAUAAUCUCCCACAUGAAGACAUCACGAAGCCUCAACAUCAUGUGCCACAUCCCAGUCUUCUGCUGGAUCACUGCUACAGUUCUGGAGGAUCUAUUGGAGACCAGAGAGAGAGGAGAGCUCCCCAUUACCCUGACUGAGAUGUACAUCCACUUCCUGGUAGUUCAGACCAAAGUGAAGAAGGUCAAGUAUGAUGAAGGAGCUGAAACAGAUCCACACUGGAGUCCAGAGAGCAGGAAGAUGAUUGAAUCUCUGGGAAAACUGGCUUAUGAUCAGCUGCAAAAAGGAAACCUGAUCUUCUAUGAAUCAGACUUGACAGAGUGUGGCAUCGAUAUCAGAGCAGCCUCGGUGUUCUCGGGAGUGUUCACCCAGAUCUUUAGGGAGGAGAGAGGGCUGUACCAGGACAAGGUGUUCUGCUUCGUCCAUCUGAGUGUUCAGGAGUUUCUGGCUGCUCUUCAUGUUCAUCUGACCUUCAUCAACUCUAGUGUCAAAAAACAAAGAACAAGAAACGAAGAUGAAACAAAAAAAUGUAAGAGGUCUUCAUUAUUUUAUACACCAAAUCAACACCUGGGGGUCUUCCCAAUGAAAGAAAUCCCAACAUCAAACAUGCCUUCAGUUGAAGAACCGCUAACAACAUUUGACCACCCUUCAUUUUGGGAGGAGCUAAACGUACAGGAUCUCUAUCAGAGAGCUGUUGACCAGGCCUUACGGUGUACUAAUGGACACCUGGACUUGUUCCUCCGCUUCCUCCUGGGACUUUCACUGCAGACCAAUCAGAAACUUCUACAAGGACUGGUGACACAGACAGAAAGUAGCUCACAGACCAAUCAGGAUACAAUAAAGUACAUCAAGUGGAAGAUCAGUGAGAUUGUAUCUGCAGAGAAAAGCAUCAACCUCUUCCACUGUCUGAAUGAGCUCAAUGAUCGUUCUCUAGUGGAGGAGAUCCAACAGGCUCUGAGUUCAGGAAGUCUCUCCACAGGUAAACUGUCUCCUGCUCAUUGGUCAGCUCUGGGUUUCAUCUUCGUAUCAUCAGAAAACGAGCUGGAUGUGUUUGACCUGAAGAAAUACGCUGCCUCAGAGAAUGUUCUUCUAAGGUUGCUGCCAGUGGUUAAAGCCUCCAACAAAGCUCUACUGAGUUACUGUAACCUCUCAAAGAGAAGCUGUGAGGCUCUGUCCUCAGCCCUCAGCUCCCAGUUCUGCAGUCUCAAAGAACUGGACCUGAGUAAAAAUAACCUUCAGGAUUCAGGUGUGGAGCUUCUAUCAGAUGGACUGAAGAGUCCAAACUGCAAACUGACAACUCUCAGACUGAGUUACUGUAAACUCUCGGAGAGAAGCUGUGAAGCUCUGACCUCUGCCCUCAGCUCCCAGUCCAGCAGUCUCACAGAACUGGACCUGAGUCACAAUGACCUCCAGGAUUCAGGAGUGGAGCUUCUUUAUGCUGGACUGGAGAGUUCAAACUGCAAACUGACAACUCUCAGACUGAGUAACUGUAAACUCUCAAAAACAAGCUGUGUAGCUCUGUCUUCAGUCCUGAGAUCCCCAUCCUGCAGUCUCAGAGAACUGGACCUGAGUAACAAUAACCUUCAGGAUUCAGGAGCAAAUCUUUUAUUUGUUGGACUGAAUCAUCCAAACUGCAAACUGACGACUCUCAGACUGAGUUCCUGCAACCUCUCAAAGAUAAGUUGUGAAGCUCUGUCCUCACUUCUCAGCUCCCAGUCCUCCAGUCUCACAGAACUGGACCUGAGUAACAAUAACCUUCAGGAUUCAGGAGUGGAGCUUCUAUCAGAUGGACUGAAGAGUCCAAACUGCAAACUGACAACUCUCAGACUGAGUUACUGUAAACUCUCGGAGAGAAGCUGUAUAGUUCUGACCUCUGCCCUCAGCUCCCAGUCCUACAGUCUCACAGAACUGGACCUGAGUCACAAUGACGUUCAGGAUUCAUCCAUGGAGCUUCUUUAUGCUGGACUGGAGAGUUCAAACUGCAAACUGACAACUCUCAGGGUGGAGUAUGCUGGAGUCCAAUGGUUGGCACCACAUCUGAGGAAGUAUUCCUGUCAACUCACCAUCGACACAAACACAUUGGUCAAACACCUCAAAGUGUCUGAAGACAACAGGAAGGUGACAUGUGUGGAGGAGCUUCAGUCAAAUCCUGAUCAUCCAGACAAAGUUGAUCGUCCUCAGCUGCUGUGUAGAACUGGUCUGACUGGUCGCUGUUACUGGGAGGUCGAGUGGAGAGGAAGUGUUAAUAUAUCAGUGAGUUACAGAAGAAUCAGCAGAGGAGACUGGAGAGACUUUGUGUGUGAAUUGAAUCAGUGCUGGACUCUGAGAUGCUGUGAUCAUCGUGGUUUCUCUGUCUGGCACAAUGACAUACAAUAUAACAUCUCCUCUCCCUCAGUCUCUAACAGAGUAGCAGUGUAUGUGGACUAUCCUGCUGGCAUUCUGUCCUUCUACAGCGUCUCCUCAGACUCACUGAUCCACCUCCGCACCUUCAAAUUCAAAUUCACUGAACCUCUCCAUCCUGGAUUUUCACUCUGGCUCCCUGGUUCCUCAGUGUUUCUGUGUUGAGUCUAAAGACUCUCCUCCUGUCAGAGAAACUCUCUCUCUGUUGAACAGAUGUAUUACACUCAGCCACUUUAUUAGGUACACCUUGAUAGUACCGGGUUGGAUCUGAGUGAAGUUGGCUCCUCUACCUUGUGCUACUUUUUUGCGGCAAAAAUGUUCAAUUCUACCGCUAUUAUUUUAAAAAUAUUAAGAAGUGUUUCCAGAGGUCAUGAAAGGUCACUGUCUUCAAAUCAGACAAAAUCGGUGCCAAUCAACUCGACUACGUUUGUGCAGCAAGAAUUUGUUUGUGCUGCUUUGGCUUUGAAGAUUUUAAUGGUUGGACCUUCUUUUGCCUAUAGAAGUGCCUUAAUCCUUUGUGUCUUAGAUUCAGCAAGGUACUGUAAACAUUCCUCACAGAAUCUGGUCCAUAUCGACAUGAUAGCAUCACUCAGUUGUUGCAGAUUUGUCGGCUGCACAUCCAUGAUGCAAAUUUCCCGUUCCACCACAUCCCAAGCUUCACAAGCUAAAACCAAAUGCCGUGUCGUCAGUUUUUAUCCACAAACCCCACUGCUGCCGGCUAGUGAGGGGAAAAAUGCUGGGCUACACAUGAGAGACGAGCAUCGCUGGAAGCUUUUUUUAUAUGCUAGUGAAGCUAUUGUUACUGCCACCAGUACUCAAUGUGAAACCACGGACCGACACCGGACCUUACACAGAUCUAUAGAAGUACUUAUCAGUUUCAUUUAUGAAGCUGUAGGCAGCAGCAGCAAAACACCAGCAGCUCCUACGGCCAACUCUGUCCUCUUCCUCUGUUUGGUUCUCCUCAUCUUCAUCACCUCUUGUGAGUUCUACAUUCCCAUUGAUUUCAACACACUCCGGUUCAAUUUAAAAAGGCUAAAAUACGUUACUCAUCACGGUUUUGGCUGGGGCCGAGCUUUUGGAGUCAGGCUAAGUAGCUUCAUUUACCCAGAAUGUGUUGCAGCGUGAACAACAUACCAACGUUUGUAUGACAGUAUUUUAUUAAAAUGUAUAGAAACUAAACAGUCUACAGAAUUAUUACUGUAUUGUUUUUUUAUAUCUAAAAUAAAUGUCUCAAAUAAAGUCUAUUGUUAGAACUGA
Molecule: messenger RNA, 5474 nt
Organism: Xiphophorus maculatus (southern platyfish)
Lineage: Eukaryota; Metazoa; Chordata; Actinopteri; Cyprinodontiformes; Poeciliidae
Product: NACHT, LRR and PYD domains-containing protein 12-like
Exons: 15
Coding region: 285-4382 (1365 amino acids)
Molecular function (GO): protein binding
Source: RefSeq, a predicted model, not a curated record